CAGCUGCUGCCACCUGCUGGACACAAGGAUUAUAAUCCUGAUCCUGAGCACAGAGACGCAGCUGAUCGGCUGAAGGCGGAACUAAAAGCUGAAGAGAAGGUUCCACCCGGUCUACAAACACUGUAACACAUCCGCUCCUUGCGUGGUUUGAUUCCAGAACCUUUUCAGGUGAUUUGCUGCGAGCUGAGGAAACUAACAGAUCGAUCUGAUUGGCUCGGCUCAUGGACGGACUGGAGGAGAAGCUGAAGGGUUUGUCCCUAACCCGGCGGUCCCAGCAGGACGGGUCCAUGUACCUGCUGCACGGCGCCCUGCAGCCCGGGGGUCUGCUGGCCGUGUCCUGCUCUGACCACACAGUGCGCCUGCAGGACCGGACCACUCUGGACCUGCUGGGCCAGUACCAGGGCCACACGGGGCCUCUGUGUGGUCUGACCUUCGCUCGGACCUCCUCGGACCUGCUGUACUCGGGCUCUGCUGACGGGACGGUGCGGGCGUGGGACGUGCGGCGCCCCGGGACAGAGGCGGUCCAGGUGUUCUCAGGUGACCCGUGUCACAGGUUCUGCAGCGUGGACCUGAACUGCAGCGACUCUCUGCUGUGUGCCGGCACCGAGCAGGUGGACAGGGAGGACAGCUUCCUGGUCUUCUGGGACUGCAGGAAGGCCGGGGGCCGGCUGCUCGGGGUCUUCUCUGAGUCGCACAGUGAUGACAUCACACAGGUGUGCUUCCACCCGCGGGACAGGGACCGCCUGGCCUCGGGCUCCAUGGACGGCCUGGUGAACGUGUUCGACCUGAGCCAGGGGCCGGAGGACCAGGCGCUGCUGCUCACCUGUAACAGCGACUCGUCGGCAGCUGUGGUGGUCUGGUCCGGACCGGACCACAGCCAGCUGCUGUGUCUGAGCCACGCCGAGGGGCUGCACCUGUGGGACGUGGCCCAGCUGGAGUCGGACCGCCCUCUGACCCUCUUCAGCUGCCGUGACGCACGCAGCCUGACGCCGCUGCCUGGUGGGCGGGGCCUGGACUACCUGGUGGGGGGGCAGUGGCUGGAGGAGGAGCAGACCCUGCUGGUGGUGGGGGGGCAGAGCGAGGGGGACCUGCACCUGAUGGGCUGUGACAGCGGGGGGCUCCGCCUGCUCAGCAGCCUGCAGGGGGGACACACGUCCACGGUGCGCUGCUUCCUGUGGGACGCUGAGGGACACGCCCUCAUCACCGGGGGCGAGGARGCUCAGCUGCUGCUAUGGAAACCAGCUGACAACAAGCAGCUGGGGGGGCGGAGUCAGCUGGAGGGGCGGAGUCAGCUGAUGAAGAGCCACUCUGCUCUGAAGGUCAGGUCCAGAACCCACAGGAAGACCGGCUACCACAGAGACAAGAAGGACUAGCUGCUGGGUUCCUGUUGGACCAGAACCAGGCAGGACUCUGAGUCCACCAGAACCAGAACCACCAAAACCAGCAGAACCACAGCCAGGACUCUGAGUCCACUGGUCCAUCAGAACAAGCAGCUCCAGCCUGCCUGUAGAACCUGACAGAACCGGUCCUUCAUGUUUACUCCAGGAUGUUCAGAACCAUGUGUCAGCUGAGUUUACAGAACUCACUGUGGUUCUGGACUGGUUCUGAACCUGCUGCUCCGUGCACUGACUGGAUCUGACAGAAUUACAAAUAAAGGCAGAAAUACAUCGAAGGACCAAAAAAUAAAUAAAUACACUUAAAAUGUAACAARUAAAUGAAAAAAGGAGACGUUUACCUCAUGUUUUAUUAUUUAUUUAACCUUCAUAUUUAUGUUUCCAGCUUAGUUCCAAUAAAUUAUAGAUAUUAG
Molecule: messenger RNA, 1807 nt
Organism: Austrofundulus limnaeus
Lineage: Eukaryota; Metazoa; Chordata; Actinopteri; Cyprinodontiformes; Rivulidae
Gene: wdr89
Product: WD repeat domain 89
Exons: 3
Coding region: 222-1373 (383 amino acids)
Molecular function (GO): protein binding
Source: RefSeq, a predicted model, not a curated record